Limanda limanda (common dab) is the source of this 1146-nucleotide messenger RNA. RefSeq names its product protein-lysine 6-oxidase. Bases 1 to 1146 code for a protein of 381 amino acids. The record is from RefSeq and is a predicted model, not a curated record. Lineage: Eukaryota; Metazoa; Chordata; Actinopteri; Pleuronectiformes; Pleuronectidae. Gene Ontology annotation, molecular function: copper ion binding; protein-lysine 6-oxidase activity. Gene Ontology annotation, biological process: peptidyl-lysine oxidation. The transcript has 8 exons.
AUGGAUGAGUUGGGGUUUAUGACUUCUGCUGCUGCCAGCCACCAGGGGGCGAUCAAGGGUCUGUUUGGAACCCAGGGAGCUCUGGAGGACGAGGUUGAUCCUCUGGAGACUCGCGCUGAUGACGCGCUGCUCCGCGGGUUGUCAUGGCAACACAACGGGCAGGUCUUCAGCAUCCUGGGCCGGGGGGCUCGGUACCGACCCCCGGGCCGGAGCCAGCCCGGCUCCCCCGUGGUGGUCGUCAGCACCGGGACCGACCCGGGGGUCUCCUCCUCCUCCGCAGACCCGCGCGUCCCCGCGUCCAGCGGCAGCGCGCAAUUACGCACGGUGGCGCGCCGGCGGCCGCAGCAGCAGCAGCCGGCGGAUGGGGACGCGUCUCCGGGGACACGAGAGGACCUGAUGGUGGGAGAUGAUCCGUACAACCCGUACAAGGCCUCCAACUAUUACCCUUAUUACAACUACUACAACUCCUACUACCGACCCCGGACCCGGGCCCACCAGCGGCACGGGUACGGAACCAGCUUCCACCAGCACGGUCUCCCUGAUCUGGUUCCUGACCCCUACUACAUCCAGAUCGGCACCUACGUGCAGAGGAUGUCCAUGUACAACCUGCGCUGUGCUGCCGAGGAGAACUGCCUCGCCUCCUCCUCCAGUUCUGCUCAGGACUACGACACCAGAGUUCUGUUGAGGUUCCCUCAGAGGGUGAAGAACCAGGGGACGGCCGACUUCCUGCCCAGUAAACCUCGAUACUCCUGGGAGUGGCACAGCUGUCAUAAUCACUUCCACAGCAUGGACGAGUUCAGUCUGUACGAGCUGCUGGACGCUGAGAGCCAGGCUCAGGUCGCUGAGGGCCACAAGGCCAGCUUCUGUCUGGAGGACACUUCCUGUGACCCCGGAUAUUAUCGCCGCUUCGCCUGCACCUCACACACUCAGGGUUUGAGUCCAGGCUGCUAUGACACCUACAACGCAGACAUCGACUGUCAGUGGAUCGACAUCACCGACGUCUCACCUGGAAAAUACAUCCUCAAGGUGACAGUGAAUCCCCAGCAGCAGGUUCCAGAAUCCAACUUCAACAACAACGUGGCUCGCUGUGACGUCCAGUUCACCGGCGCCGCCGCUCACGUGUCCGGCUGCACCGUGACCUCGUAA